UCACCCAAUUUUCUCCUACACACACUACAUACAUACUCUUAACAAAUAAAACAACACUCCAUUAUUUUCUUACAAAAACUCUCCACUCCUCCUCUUCCUCCUCCUCCACCACCACCACCACAACCUCCUCUUCCAACACGCCGCGAUGUCUAUAAAAGACUGCGGCCACCACAAGGACAAGAAAAAGAUCCUCCUAAAGCGAAUCCUCGCCGGAGUUUUAAUCUUCAUCGUCAUAAUCCUCCUAGUCAUCCUCAUCAUAUGGGCCAUCCUAAAACCCUCAAAACCUAGUUUCAUUCUCCAAGAUGCAACACAAUACAACUUCAACCUAACGAGCCCUGCUCAACUAACCUCCAUCUUCCAAGUUACAAUCCAAGCUCGAAAUUCGAACGAUAAGAUAGGCAUCUACUACGACAAAUUAAACACUUAUGCUACUUAUCAUGAUCAACAAAUCACACUACCAACUUCAAUACCACCAACUUAUCAAGAUUCAAAUGGAAUGAAUAUAUGGUCUCCUUUUCUACAAGGACAAUCCGUACCUAUUGCUCCGUACAUAGGUUCGCAGAUUAAUCAAGAAAUGGAGAUGGGAAGUGUACGGCUUGUUAUAAAAAUGGAUGGACGAGUGAGAUGGAGAGUUGGGUCUUUUAUAAGUGGACCAUAUCGUAUACAUGUUAACUGUCAGGCGUUUAUACCGUUUGGAAAUCCUAAUUCUGGGAUCUAUGUUGGGAGAAACGCCAUCAAAUAUCAGCUUAUACAGGGUUGUGGUGUUAGUGUCUGAAAUGUAUAAUGUCAACUCACAAGUGGAGUAUUAUUUCUCUCUUUUUCUCUUAUACAAUUAUUAUUAUAUUGUAAAAUUUUAUUUUAGUGAAAAUAAAGAAAAAAAUUUGGAAAAA
Molecule: messenger RNA, 890 nt
Organism: Beta vulgaris subsp. vulgaris (sugar beet)
Lineage: Eukaryota; Viridiplantae; Streptophyta; Magnoliopsida; Caryophyllales; Amaranthaceae
Product: NDR1/HIN1-like protein 1
Exons: 1
Coding region: 146-775 (209 amino acids)
Biological process (GO): defense response to other organism
Source: RefSeq, a predicted model, not a curated record